AUGAUCGCAGGUCAGAGCUCCUUGUCAAAAGACAAGACGGAACAUGUCACUAUCUUCUCAUCACAGCCACCCAUCUUCAUUUUGCCAGUACAUCUCUCCCUAGAGGAACUGGAUGAGAUUGAAGGCCGAUUGAUAGAUCAUGGUGGAAGACUGACCUACGACAUCGUUGAAGCUGGCCUCGUUCUGGGGAAAGUCGGGCGCGCGAAGCGUGCAGCACUCGAACUGCGCACCCGCGGUGUUUGGACAGAGGAACUCAUACCCAGCUCAGCUUCGAAAUCAGCUGGUGAUGGUAUCGGACCUCCUCCCAAGCGCAGGCGCAGGAAUCAGUACGAUGAGACCAAGGAUUUCCCGGUCGAAAUUAUCGAUCUUAGUACUGAGUCUGAGGGCGAGGAUAGAGUUACGCAUCGACAUGACCCUUCAAAUCACCUAAUUUCGGAGAAAAAGGGCCAGGAGCUUCAAAAUUUCGUCACAGUGCUGAAGCUCGAGUGGAUGAAUACCUCUAUCAAAUCCGGCAAAUGUGUGUCCCAAGACCCCUUCGUCGUCUACCUUGGGCGAAAGAUCCCACCUCCGCCUCCCACAACAAAGGCAGAAAACAAGCAAGACCUACUCCAAAAAUCAAAUCAAAUCAUCCAGCGUGUAAAUCACGAUGCAAGUUUACCAACACCAAGAGCCCCUCCUCCAGACCACAUCUACGCACGACGCUCAAAAGAACCCCCCGGUGGAUCUUCCCAGCGCCCCCGGCCAUCCCUAUAUCGACAAACGACCUCAGAAUAUGAAGAAGAGGAAACGGAUGCACACCCACAGCCGGACUGGGUCCGCGACCAAGUCGUAUUUGCCUGCCUACGCUCAGCACCCCUGCACUCUCCAAACGAAGACUUCAUCUCGCAACUCGUGAAAAUCAGGCAAAUCCGCAAACUCACCCUCGACGAGAUCGGUGUGCGCGCGUACAGCACCUCCAUCGCAUCAUUGGCAGCAUAUCCCCAUCCCAUUCAGCGACCGAGCGAGAUCCUCGCUUUACCAGGGUGCAACGCCAAAAUCGCCGAGUUGUUUUCUCAGUUCCAGCAGCACGGUGGUUGCAACCAUACCGAUGACGAUGGGAACGUUGCCACUGCCGAUGCACUGGAGACAGAUCCCGCGCUCUGUGUUCUGAACUCGUUCUAUCAGAUCUGGGGCGUUGGAGCAAAGACCGCACGCGAGUUCUACCAGCGCGGCUGGCGCGACCUCGAUGAUAUUGUCGAGCAUGGGUGGUCUACACUCUCACGCGUGCAGCAGAUUGGAGUGAAAUUUUACGAGGAGUUCCAGCAGGGUGUUCCCCGUGCUGAGAGCGAAGGAAUUGCCACUGUAAUCCGGGAUCAUGCUGGUCGGGUCCGGCCGGAAGCCGGAGGUGGAUGUGGAAUUGAGUGUGUGAUUGUUGGCGGAUACCGUCGUGGAAAGGGACUCAGUGGUGAUGUUGACGUUGUAUUGUCUCAUCGUGAUGACGCGGUGACUCGGAACCUGGUUGUUGAUGUUGUUGCGAGUCUUGAGGCGGAACGGUGUAUUACGCACACGCUCUCUUUGCAUUUGACUUCUUCGCUGCGUGAGCAGCAGACGUUGCCUUUUGAUGGUGAUGAUACGAGAAAGUUUGAUACCUUGGAUAAGGCUUUGGUUGUUUGGCAAGAUCCGCACUUUGAUCCUACAAUACCUGGACAUGAUGGACAUCAGGGGGGAAAUCCAAAUAUCCAUCGUCGUGUGGAUAUUAUCAUAUCGCCUUGGCGUACGAUCGGUUGUGCUGUGCUUGGCUGGUCUGGUGACUUGACUUUUCAACGAGAUUUACGGCGGUAUGCGAAGAAAGCGCGCUCGUUGAAGUUCGAUUCGAGUGGUGUGCGAGAUCGAAGUACUGGAAGGCAGAUUGAUCUGGAACAUGAUGGAGAGACGUGGGAGGAGAGGGAGAAGCUUGUCAUGGAGGGACUGGGGGUAGGAUGGAGACCACCAGAAGAACGAUGCUCGAGAUAG
This is a messenger RNA of Penicillium digitatum Pd1, 1992 nucleotides long. Lineage: Eukaryota; Fungi; Ascomycota; Eurotiomycetes; Eurotiales; Aspergillaceae. The record is from RefSeq and is a predicted model, not a curated record.